AUGGACGUGGGCUGUGAAGGAGAGGGUGGAGUCAUGGGUCAUAUGAGGCUUCUGUUGGAUAACUGGGUACACGGUGGUGUACCCCACGGCAUAGGGGUCAUGGCAGAAGGGUAUGGAGUUUACUAUGAUAACUGGUUAAAGUCAUAUGGCUAUCUGCUUCCCUAUGACUCACGGGCACCCGCGCUGCACUCAGGGAAGGUCUUACAGUCAGCAGUCUCCACUAUGCAGCAGUUUUAUGGGAUCCCAGUCACCGGUGUGUUGGAUCAGACAACAAUCGAGUGGAUGAAGAAACCCCGCUGUGGUGUCCCUGAUCACCCCCACUUAAGCCGUAGGCGGAGGAACAAGCGCUAUGCCCUGACUGGACAGAAGUGGAGACAAAAACACAUCACCUACAGCAUUCACAACUACACCCCAAAGGUGGGGGAGCUAGACACACGGAAAGCAAUUCGCCAGGCUUUUGAUGUGUGGCAGAAGGUGACCCCGCUGACCUUUGAAGAGGUGCCAUAUCAUGAGAUCAAAAGUGACCGGAAGGAGGCAGACAUCAUGAUCUUCUUUGCUUCUGGUUUCCAUGGCGACAGCUCCCCAUUUGAUGGAGAAGGGGGAUUCCUGGCCCAUGCCUACUUUCCUGGCCCAGGGAUUGGAGGAGACACUCACUUUGAUUCAGAUGAGCCAUGGACACUAGGAAAUGCCAACCAUGAUGGGAAUGACCUCUUCCUGGUGGCUGUGCACGAGCUGGGCCAUGCGCUAGGACUGGAGCACUCCAACGACCCCAGCGCCAUCAUGGCGCCCUUCUACCAGUACAUGGAGACACACAACUUCAAACUGCCUCAGGAUGAUCUCCAGGGCAUCCAGAAGAUCUACGGACCCCCAGCUGAGCCCCUGGAGCCCACCAGACCCCUCCCCACGCUCCCCGUCCGCAGGAUCCACUCACCAAGUGAGAGGAAACAUGAGCGCCAGCCCAGGCCACCUCGGCCGCCCCUCGGGGACCGGCCGUCCACACCGGGCGCCAAACCCAACAUCUGUGAUGGCAACUUCAACACAGUGGCACUCUUCCGAGGCGAGAUGUUUGUGUUUAAGGAUCGCUGGUUCUGGCGCCUGCGCAAUAACCGGGUACAAGAGGGCUACCCCAUGCAGAUUGAGCAGUUCUGGAAAGGCCUGCCUGCCCGCAUAGAUGCAGCCUAUGAAAGGGCUGAUGGAAGAUUUGUCUUCUUCAAAGGUGACAAGUACUGGGUAUUUAAGGAGGUGACGGUGGAGCCUGGGUACCCCCACAGCCUGGGGGAGCUGGGGAGCUGUCUGCCCCGAGAAGGCAUUGACACAGCUCUGCGCUGGGAACCUGUGGGCAAGACCUACUUUUUCAAAGGCGAACGGUACUGGCGCUACAGCGAGGAGCGGCGGGCCACGGACCCUGGCUACCCCAAGCCCAUCACUGUGUGGAAGGGCAUCCCACAGGCUCCCCAGGGGGCCUUCAUCAGCAAGGAAGGAUAUUACACCUACUUCUACAAGGGCCGGGACUACUGGAAGUUUGACAACCAGAAACUGAGUGUGGAGCCAGGUUAUCCACGCAACAUCCUACGUGACUGGAUGGGCUGCAACCAGAAGGAGGUGGAACGGCGGAAGGAGCGGCGGCUGCCCCAGGACGAUGUGGACAUCAUGGUGACCAUCAAUGAUGUACCAGGCUCUGUGAAUGCCGUGGCUGUGGUCAUCCCCUGCAUCUUGUCCCUCUGCAUCCUGGUGCUGGUCUACACCAUCUUCCAGUUCAAGAACAAGGCAGGCCCUCAGCCUGUCACCUACUAUAAGCGGCCAGUCCAGGAGUGGGUGUGA
Lynx canadensis (Canada lynx) is the source of this 1821-nucleotide messenger RNA. RefSeq names its product matrix metallopeptidase 24 (gene MMP24). Gene Ontology annotation, cellular component: extracellular matrix. The record is from RefSeq and is a predicted model, not a curated record. The transcript has 9 exons. The coding region runs from base 1 to 1821 and encodes 606 amino acids. Gene Ontology annotation, biological process: extracellular matrix organization; collagen catabolic process; proteolysis. Gene Ontology annotation, molecular function: zinc ion binding; metalloendopeptidase activity. NCBI's taxonomy places the organism in Eukaryota, Metazoa, Chordata, Mammalia, Carnivora, Felidae.